Messenger RNA from Drosophila subobscura, 926 nucleotides. RefSeq names its product nurim homolog. NCBI's taxonomy places the organism in Eukaryota, Metazoa, Arthropoda, Insecta, Diptera, Drosophilidae. The transcript is spliced from 2 exons. Gene Ontology annotation, cellular component: nuclear membrane. The coding region runs from base 83 to 844 and encodes 253 amino acids. The record is from RefSeq and is a predicted model, not a curated record.
GUUGCGUCCGUCCAAGCCAUCACAUAAACAUUUCUUUUACCAUUAAUUAAGAGUAUUAUUGUGUUGCUUUUUGUUGUAAACCAUGGCCAAUUUUGCCAAGGUGUUGCUGCUCCUCGCCUCGGUGGCCACUUUCGCGUAUACUUUUUUCGUGGUUGGGAAGCUGAUGCUGUUUCUCUCCACACCUCGCUCCAUCUCGAAGGCACACACUUGGAUUUUCAAUUUACUGGACAACAAGUCCCGGCUGGAGACCGCCUAUGGCCCGAUUGUGUUCGACACACUCUACCUGAUCGGAUUCAUCUUCCAGCACAGCUUCCUUAAGUCAGCACUGGUGAAGAAUUUGUGGCGCACAUUGGGCCUGGCUGCCGCAGAGCGAACUAUUUAUAGCCUGACGUCAUCGAUUUGUUUACAUUAUCUGCUGAAGAACUGGCUGCCUGCUCAGUCGAUUGUCUUGUGGCAAAUUGAUGUGGACGAGAGUGCUCCACUCUGGUGGACUUUUGUGGUCACCCAUGGCCUUGGCUGGGCGGUUAUCUUCGGCGGCAGCCUCAUAAUGGAUCUGCCAGAGCUCUUGGGUAUCAAGCAGGUCUACUAUGACCUCAAAGAGUAUGGCGAGCCAAUUGCCUACAAGUCGAACGAGCUGCGUAACCUCUACUCCCAUGUGCGUCAUCCUUCCUUUGUGGGCCUCUCGGUCAUCCUGUUUGCCACGAAUGUGAUGAGCCUGGACCGCCUGCUGCUGGCCUCGCUGCUCACCGUGUACAUGUACGUGGCCUGGUCCACGGACGACAAGGAUGUGGCCUACCAGAAGCAGCAACUGCAGUGCAAGAAACACGAGCUGAAGGCUCAGUAAAUCAAAAAUAACUUCUCAUUUAGAUCUAGUACUUAUAUUGACACAUUAAAGACUAACUCAUCCUCACAAUGGAUGGAUCAAA